Molecule: messenger RNA, 4695 nt
Organism: Anopheles nili
Lineage: Eukaryota; Metazoa; Arthropoda; Insecta; Diptera; Culicidae
Product: pikachurin
Exons: 17
Coding region: 1-4287 (1428 amino acids)
Molecular function (GO): calcium ion binding
Source: RefSeq, a predicted model, not a curated record
AUGUGGCUGUUUGGAUUUUCAUUGGUCGUCAUCGUGUGCGCCGCCAAGUGUACGGAGGCGGAUAUUUCGGUGGAAGCCGCUUUCCAAGGACGUUGUGGCCACGGGAGUCCUUGUGAGCAAUUGUGCUACGAGCUGCACGAUGGCAUGUACGAGUGCGACUGCUCGGAGGGAUUCGAGCUGAACAAAAAUGGCUAUAGUUGCCAAGAAAUCAACUCUACCUCCACCGAUGAGAACGCAUCGAACGGCGAGGAAGAUGUCCUUUAUCAACGCGGCGCUUCGUUUAGCGCCAAACUCGACAUAUCCGACCUGCACAUAUCGAUGAAAUCGUUCGACGAUGACGAUGACGAUGACGAUGAUGACAAGCUCGACGGUAGCCGGAAAGGAUCGCCGCCCAAACCGGGACAUCCGUCCGUGAAUAGCAUCGGUGCCGGUGAUGAAUUGGCGCGAAGAAAGGCGAACCAUAAUUGGAAACUCGCACCGGCACCGAAACAACCGGCCACCGGGCCGCGUAAGUCCAACCGCAAGGAAAAAUCCAUCCAAAGUGACGCACCGGCGGUCGGUGAUGGAAAGCGUCACGAUCAGCAACAACAGCAACAGCAGCAUCGUCAGCAGAAACCCGCAGCUUCCGGUGCAGGUGACCGGCGAAAGCUGAACGCAACAUCCGCCAUCCACCACGGCAUAUUGCCACCGGCGAGUGAUAUGGAAAUCAGUGGCAUAUCAUUACACGCGGGUGGUGAGAAACCGCGCUGGGCGAGAGCCCGCUCGGUGAAGAUGGUUGCGCCGGAAGUGGCAAGCGCGUCAGCUGCAACCGGUGCUGAUGGUGCAUCGGAAAUAAGGGCACUACCGUUGAUGGCGGGCUCGCUUGAGGACGAUGAUGAUGAUGAUGAUGAUGAUGACGAUGGCGGACGAGGUGGGAAAUUGCCUCCGGAGGUGAUGCAGGGCGUUAAUGGUGAUGGGGCGUUGGGUGAGGUACGUGAAAAUGUCACCCAACCAGCGCUGGAGGAUGCCACGAUAAGCAUACCGUGCACGCUUGAUUGUGGGCCCGAAGGAAUCUGCCACGUCGUUGUUGAAGCAUCCUCCACGGCCAUGCGAUGUCUGUGUGCGUUUGGGAAAAGCGGUCUACGGUGCGAAGAAGAUAAUAAAGUGAACACACCCCGAUUUAGCAAGCAUUCGUGGAUCGCCUUUCCGGCGCUUCGAGGAGCUUACAAGCACGUGCAGCUGCACGUCGAGUUCCGGCCGGAAUCGUUUGACGGCAUUUUACUGCUGACUGGCGAGCGGGACGAUCUGACGGGCGACUUUAUGGCUCUGCUGCUGCACCAAGGCUUCGUCGAGUUUUGGUUCGAUUGCGGCUCGGGAAUGGGACGCGUCAAGUCGGAGGAAACGAUCGUCCUGAACCAGUGGAACACGAUCACCAUCUAUCGGCAUCGGUGGGACGCGUGGCUCGUCCUAAACCAGGGCAAUCGCGUGCAAGGCCGCUCGAAGGGUCUCUUUUCGCGAAUCACCUUCCGUGAGCCGGUCUUUCUCGGUGGAUACGGCAACAUCACCGGCCUGGACCGGAAGCUACCCGUCAGCACCGGCUUUACCGGGUGUAUCCGAAAGUUCGUCGCUAAUGAUCACGAUUACAACUUCCAGCAGGGCUCGGUGGGUGACGUGUCCCAUGGUUUCGAUAUCCAGGAAUGCAUAACCGAUCGGUGCAGUCGCUACCCGUGCCAGCACGGGGGCAAAUGUCUGCCAUCGGAUGACGGUGCCAUCUGUCUCUGUCCGCUGGGAUUUGGCGGUGAUUUAUGCGAGAUGCGACUGGAUUUACAGGUGCCUUCAUUCAAUGGAUCGUCCUACCUUCGAUAUGCACCUCUUGGCGAUAGCUGCAUCAUUUGGUUUGAGCUAAAGAUCAUCAUCAAACCGCUGCUGGAGGAUGGGCUGCUGCUGUACAGCGGCCACCACGAGUAUGGUGAUUACAUUUCGCUCUGCCUCAACAUGGGCUACGUCGAGUUCACGUACGAUCUCGGCAGCGGGCCAGCAACCGUCAGGAGCGAGUUCCCGCUCACCAUGGGCCAAUGGCACACGAUAAAAGUAUCCCGAACGUCACGGUUGGCAGUGCUGAAGAUCGAUCAGCUGCCGGAAGUGAUGACGGUGUCACCGAACGGUUUCUGGCAUCUAUCGCUCCCCCACAGCCUGUACCUUGGGGGCAUUCACAACGUGCACACGCUGCCGACGAGCCUGCGAGAUCGGGGGUCCUUCGCCGGGUGCAUUCAAAAGGUCGACAUCAACGAUCGUACCAUCGCGAUCAUCUCCGAGGCGCUCGGAGGUUCGAACGUGGAAAACUGUCCACACGCCUGCGUCGCCCGGCCCUGUGGACCGCUCGCCAAAUGCGUCCCCAACCUAGACACGUACGAGUGCCAGUGCAACCCACAGAACCGCCAGUGCAACAAAGCCGAAGAGCUACCGUCGGAAGUAAUUGAAAAGCAGCAACGGCUGCUCAAGCGCAAACAGCACGAAUCCAACGAACCGCACGGUGUGCAGGUGGACGAUUCCGAACCAACACAACCAUUAACGACCCCCGUGGGGACUUCCGCUUCGGUCAGCUCAAGCUCAACGCAGUCUCCACCACCGGAAGACAGCACUCUGCCGCAUGACAAUAUCCCGUCGGAUGCCGGUGACGGCAGCUCGGAGGAAAGCGAUGAAGGCUACAAUGACUACUACCAGAGCGAUGCCGAUGACGAUGACGAUGGUGAUGAUUACACACCGUCGGGCGUCGGGAGUGAAAUAAAAACUCCACCUAAUGAGCCCGCGAAACAAUCGAAACCGACAGCAACGGUGACGACGGUGGACGCUAAUGAAAAGAUAAUCGUUUGGAUCGAUCGGCAAAAAUCAAAGGGCUCGUUUUCCACGCAAUCGAACGAGUACGCCGAUUAUGGUGGGGAAAUUUUGGCGGAGGAUAGUGACGCCCCGGAUGGGGUGCCGAUGGUGCGCCAGGACGAAGGACACUCGCUUUACGAUCCGAGCGCUGAAGCGAGCGUGGUUAAUGACGCUCGCAGUGCGCUGACGACACCGGCGAGCGCUGGAAGCGAAGGUGCCAUUACGGACGACGACAUGCUGCGGGAUGAUGCGGUGCGAGACAACCGCAGGACAUCGGGACGUCGCCGACCGGAAGUUGGUGGGUGGAAGAUGGAGAUGAUGAACCGGGCAAACCAUGCAACCAACCGCGACGACGAUGACGAUGGCGAUGAUGAUGGUUAUGGCAAGGAUUACGACCAGCAUGGCGACCGGAUACCUUACCGGCCCGAUUUUCUGCUUCACCGGAAGGACACGGUGGUUGACCGGGUGGUUGGGAGUCGUGCGGAGCGGCGCCAUCGUGGCCAACCCGGGCCCGAAAUCGACGAAACGCUGAUCGAGGAGAUGAACCGGAUUAUGAAAAACCAUAACGACAAUGACGCGGACGAAGCGCCCGAUGCCGGGUUCUGGGGUGUCGCGUCAUCGGACACCGCUUUCGGAGGCCCCAGUGAGUACGAUGAGCUGGAGAGUGAAGAUCCUGCCGGUGGUGGCCAUCACCGUGAGCAGCAACACCACCACCAACAGCGCCCGGUUGGGCAUCAUCGACGACGCAACGGUGUUGAGAACGAAGAACCCAAACCCGACGCGAUGCCACAGCCAACGUCGGGGGAUGACGCGCGAAACGACGAGGACGACAUCCUGCGCAGCAUCAAGUACAAGAACAAGUACUUCCGGAAGUACCAGGGUGCGUGCUUCACCGGUACGGACAGCUACUUUCACUACAGUGACGCGGAGACGAUGCGGCGCGUCAUCGCGUACGAGAUCGAUCUGAAUCUGCGCUUCAAGACGCAUUCCGCGAAUGGGUUGAUCCUGUGGACCGGCCGGCACAGUGCCCUCGAGGGUGAUGACUUCCUGUCGCUGGGCGUCGAGAAUGGGUACCUUCACCUCCGGUACAACCUCGGAUCGGGUGAAAUUAAUAUCAAAUACAACGCGACCAAAGUCAGCGACGGGCUGUGGCAUCGUGUGCGAGCGCUUCGGAACUCGCAGGACGGCACGCUGAAGGUUGACGGCGGAAAGCCAAUCACCAGAAGAUCGCCCGGCAAGCUAAGGCAGCUCAACACGGACACCGGCCUCUAUGUCGGUGGGCUACCGGCGGCGACGCAUUACACCCGCCAACGGUACCGAGCCGGCAUGGUCGGUUGCAUCUCGGAGCUGAUCCUGGCCGGUGAGCUGCGGUUGAACUUCGACGCGACGAUACUCGGCACGGCGCACAACGUCGAACCGGGUGCCCCGUGAAGGUAGAUGUCCUAGGUGCCUGCUAGGGGUCUGCUGCGGCCGAUUGCAAAACGGGACACCAAACACACUAACGGGGCAUGGGGAAUAUAGGGUAUAAUGGAGGGCGCGAAAAAGAAAAGCGUCCCGUUGGGGCACAUAGCAUAAAACGAAACCCAAACCAAAGCACGCGAAGAGAGUGGGAGAGAGUGGUGAUUAAUUUACAGCAACGUGGAGUGAAGAGCGGAAAGAGGAGAAGAAAAAAAAUGAUAAAAGAAAAACACAGCCACACAGACACACCCACACAAACGUCCAUCGGGAGAGAGUGACCGAGCGAGUAGUUAAUUUCUCAGUGUAUAGUAAUCGAACGAGCGUCAUAUUUAUGGAUUAUGGGGAUGAAAAGAAUGAGAGAGAGAGAGCGAGAGAGAGAGA